Sitodiplosis mosellana (orange wheat blossom midge) is the source of this 1361-nucleotide messenger RNA. RefSeq lists its product as uncharacterized. The coding region runs from base 33 to 1016 and encodes 327 amino acids. The record is from RefSeq and is a predicted model, not a curated record. Lineage: Eukaryota; Metazoa; Arthropoda; Insecta; Diptera; Cecidomyiidae. The transcript is spliced from 4 exons.
UGUACCAAUUCGUUUGGUGAGACAGUUUAAAAAUGUUGCAAAAGUAUUUAAUUUACCUUUUUGUUUUUGCCGUUUUGAUUGUUGGUGUUCAAAUGGUUUCAAUUGAAAGAUAUGAAAAUUAUGCGGAAAAUGAGAAAGAUCAUCAGAAGUGUUUGUCAAGAAAACGUAGAUAUUUGACAUUUCCCGAGGGAAGUUCCAUGCAACUGGUCUACGAUCAGAUUAUAGGUAUGGUGGACACGACCAAUCUGCAUAUCUUUGGUAUUACAUGUUCGUUGGCUUGGCAACUGCCUCAUAAAUCACAUUUUGCCGAGCACCACACUGAAGCACCGAUGCAUAAUAGCAAGAUUUCAAUCAGCGAUGUUGUGAACAACACCGAUAAAAUUGACUUUGAUGAAUCGCCGCAAAGCACGGGACAUGUUUACCAUUUCGACACUUACUACAAUCGGUCAAAUUAUCAUUCGCAUAAAGUUGAUAACGGUUAUUUCGAUUACUUGAAAGCAGAACCAAAAAUAAAUCGACCACCAUCGAUUCGAUUCGACGAUUGGCAAAAAUAUCGCACAAAUAAAUUAAAGUGGAAUUAUUCGCAUGACAUUUAUCCGGCAUUGCGAAUGAGAAGACACAUCGCCAGUUAUGACGAGAAGCAUAAUGGCAGUGGUCUUCAUCCAGAAGUGAGAAAAUUGGUGCAACAUCAUCGUGAUACACGUUUUAGCCUUUAUAAAUCCAUUGAAAAAUACUUGAAUGCCAAAGGUGAAAAUGGCGAGCAAUGCAUCAAAUUAGCGUUAUGCGAAACAAAUCAGAUGGAACAUACGAGUACCGAACCUGAUUCAUUUGUAAAAGAACUAUUACGGGCGAUUUUCAGUUUGCCAUCAGUGAAGUUUCAUUCAGAUAUGUCCACAGUUCAAUCAACGAAAUAUGACAAAGUUUUGAAUGAAAUAGAUUACAACAAUGGCAUUGACUGCUACAAAAAAUAUCCCGAGUGUUCCACAAGCAUAUGGAGCAGCGAUUUCAUAUUUUAAUCAGUCGAAUUAUUUUUAAUCAUGUUUUUUUUUUAAAUAAAUAAAUUGACGCAAAAAUUGUAUCUAUCAGUUGAAGUGACUGCACUCACUCACAAUUAAAAUUGCUUACCCACAUCAUAUGCUGGAGAGACGAUUGUGAGUUAUCGUCAAUGGAAAAUUGAAAUUUGUCACACUUUAUCUCUAUUCCGAUUCUGCUGUCGUGAGGGAGUAUUUGUCGCAAUGACGACAUGACUUCAUCGAAUUCAUUAGAAACCAGUCACUUGAAAAAAAAAAUACAACAUAAUUUAUUUCCAAAUUGUUUAACACGUGAUUUAGUCAAAGAGGAGAUUUUAUGCCCAAAAACGU